Messenger RNA from Silurus meridionalis, 1249 nucleotides. It is a transcript of the gene nsa2, whose product is annotated as NSA2 ribosome biogenesis homolog (S. cerevisiae). Bases 152 to 934 code for a protein of 260 amino acids. Gene Ontology annotation, cellular component: preribosome, large subunit precursor; nucleolus. The transcript has 6 exons. Gene Ontology annotation, biological process: maturation of 5.8S rRNA; maturation of LSU-rRNA. Lineage: Eukaryota; Metazoa; Chordata; Actinopteri; Siluriformes; Siluridae. The record is from RefSeq and is a predicted model, not a curated record.
GUCGCACUUCCUUUCAAACACGAGCUGUGGGGAAAUAACAUCAGAAACCCAAGUGGCUCGAAUAAGCCUCAGUAACAACUGUUUAAUCCACAGGAAUCUGUUAUACAACAUUUGUACUUCUUUUUGGAAUAAAUAAGCAUCCAGAAGCAACAUGCCGCAGAACGAGCACAUCGAGCUGCACCGCAAGCGCCACGGCUACCGGCUCGACCACCAUGAGAGGAAGAGGAAGAAGGAGAGCCGUGAGGCGCAUGAGCGCUCGCACAAAGCCAAGAAGUUAAUCGGCCUGAAAGCCAAACUGUACCACAAACAGAGGCAUGCCGAGAAGAUCCAGAUGAAGAAAACAAUUAAGAUGCACGAACAAAGACGAACCAAACAGAAAGAUGAUGACAAGACACCAGAAGGAGCAGUGCCAGCGUAUCUGCUGGACAGAGAGGGCCAGUCUCGAGCCAAAGUCCUGUCUAACAUGAUCAAACAGAAAAGGAAGGAGAAAGCUGGCAAGUGGGAGGUCCCUCUUCCCAAAGUACGCGCUCAGGGCGAGACGGAGGUUCUGAAGGUGAUCCGCACCGGAAAGAGGCAAAAGAAGGCCUGGAAGAGAAUGGUGACCAAAGUGUGCUUUGUUGGAGACGGCUUUACACGCAAACCUCCAAAAUACGAGCGCUUCAUCAGGCCAAUGGGCCUAAGGUUUAAAAAGGCACACGUAACUCACCCCGAGCUGAAGGCGACAUUCCACCUGCCCAUUCUGGGUGUAAAGAAGAACCCCUCCUCUCCCCUCUACACCACACUUGGGGUUAUCACCAAGGGAACAGUCAUCGAGGUGAACAUCAGUGAGCUUGGUCUGGUCACACAGGGUGGCAAGGUCAUCUGGGGUAAAUAUGCACAGGUGACGAAUAACCCAGAAAACGAUGGCUGCAUUAACGCUGUGCUGUUGGUGUAAUGGAAUGGUUAGACUGUGCCUAUAAGUGCACCUAUGGACCAUAACAUUGGAUUAUCUACAUUGUCUCGAAUGCUGUAGAUUUCAGGAUAUGACUGUGGUUAAAGGAAAAAAAACAACUUGACUGCUGUUCCAUGGAUUAUGAAAAAGUUUGAAGGGCUAUAAAACUCAAAUCAGUCAGUGAAUUUUCCCGAUCUAACGAAAUUGUUUCAAAUCAGAAGCUUUUUAGCAGUGGUUUGUUAGAAUAUGGAAAACACUAAACUGGGCUAUGCUGAUGCAGAGGAACACCUGAAUUAUAUUAAAGAUCUUUUCAAAUAA